GCGAGCGAGGAUGCGUGCACGCGGUCACCGCCGGCGGUGAGGAUGUACGCGGCAGGCAUGACGGAGUGCAAGGCGGAGGUGACGCCCUCCACCCGCAACGGCCACCGGGUCUUCAGCUACACGCUGGAGAGCCACACGGCGGCCGCCUUCGCCAUCAUGAACGAGCUGCGGCUGGAGCGGCAGCUGUGCGACGUCACGCUCCGCGUCAAGUACAACGACCUGGACGCCGUGGACUUCGUGGCCCACAAGGUGGUGCUGGCCUCCUCGUCGCCCGUCUUCCGCGCCAUGUUCACCAACGGCCUGAAGGAGUGCGGCAUGGAGGUGGUCCCCAUAGAAGGGAUACACCCGAGGGUGAUGGAACGCCUGAUUGAGUUCGCCUACACGGCCAGCAUCACGGUCGGGGAGAAGUGCGUGAUCCACGUGAUGAACGGGGCGGUGAUGUACCAGAUCGACAGCGUGGUAAAGGCCUGCUGCGACUUCCUGGUCCAGCAGCUGGACCCCAGCAACGCCAUCGGCAUCGCCAGCUUCGCCGAGCAGAUCGGCUGCACCGAGCUGCACCAGAAGGCCCGCGAGUACAUCUACAUGAACUUCAGCCAGGUGGCCACCCAGGAAGAGUUCUUCAACCUGUCGCACUGCCAGCUGGUGACGCUGAUCAGCCGGGACGAGCUGAAUGUGCGCUGCGAGUCGGAGGUGUUCCACGCCUGCGUGGCGUGGGUGCAGUACGACCGCGAGAACCGCCGGCCCUACGUGCAGGCCCUGCUGCAGGCGGUGCGCUGCCACUCUCUCACGCCGCACUUCCUGCAGUUGCAGCUGCAGAGGUGCGAGGUGCUCAAGUGGGACGCCCAGUGCAAGGACUACCUCUCCCAGAUCUUCCAGGACCUCACCCUGCACAAGCCCACCAAGGUCAUGUCCUGCCGGACCCCCAAGGUGCCUCAGCUCAUCUACACGGCUGGCGGCUACUACCGCCAGUCGCUCAGCUACCUGGAGGCCUACAAUCCCUGCACGGGCGCCUGGCUGAGGCUGGCCGACCUGCAGGUCCCACGCAGCGGCCUGGCGGCUUGCGUCAUCAGCGGGCUCUUCUACGCGGUGGGGGGCCGCAACAACGCCCCCGACGGCAACAUGGACUCCAACACCCUGGACUGCUACAACCCCAUGAACAACCGCUGGUCGCCCUGCGCCCCCAUGAGCGUGCCCAGGAACCGCAUCGGCGUGGGUGUCAUCGACGGCAUGAUCUACGCCGUGGGAGGGUCGCACGGCUGCAUCCACCACAACAGCGUGGAGAGGUAUGACCCAGAGAGGGACUCGUGGCAGCUGGUGGCGCCCAUGCUGACGCGGCGCAUCGGGGUGGGCGUGGCCGUCAUCAACCGGCUGCUGUACGCGGUGGGGGGGUUUGACGGCACGCACCGGCUCAGCUCCUCCGAGUGUUACAACCCGGAGAGGGACGAGUGGCGGGGCACGGCCCCCAUGAACACGGUGCGCAGCGGGGCAGGUGUGUGCGCCCUGGGAAACGGGAUCUAUGUCAUGGGGGGCUACGACGGCACCAACCAGCUGAACACGGUGGAGCGGUACGACAUCGAGACGGACAGCUGGAGCUUUGUGGCGUCCAUGAAGCACCGGCGCAGCGCGCUGGGUGUCACCACGCACCACGGCCGCAUCUACGUGCUGGGUGGGUAUGACGGGAACACCUUUCUGGACAGCGUGGAGUGCUACGACCCGGAAACGGACACCUGGACGGAGGUCACCAAGAUGACGUCAGGGAGGAGUGGUGUGGGCGUGGCCGUCACUAUGGAGCCCUGCCGAAAGGAGCUGUCUCAGUGUCAAAAGUGCUAGGGUCCUGUCGAGAAACCUCACUCUCCUCUACACACAAACACGUGUAUACGCACCUGCACAGCCUACAGGCAGGAUCUGGUGUUCAGCACUGCAGCUCCUGGCUCUGGGUGGUGGGGGGGACAUGUCCUCAUGAGCUCCAGGUGCCUCUCAUUCAGCCAUUAUCGUUCACUGAAAUGAGCCGAAAUGAGAAAAGAACUCUUUUUUUUUUUUUUUUUUUUUUGGCAGGGGGGGACUGCAGAGUUUCUGGGUUUUAUUUUUUUGUCUCAGGUCUUGCUUACACAAGGUAACUAUUUGAAAAAUCGUCCCAGUUGUUAAUUUAACAUCACUGACAUCACUGGUCAGCUGUCAGUAGCUCAUAGUGAUGUAACAGACCUACAUGACCUGAUGGCCUUCACGGACCGAUAUUUUUUCUAGCCUGAUUGAAAAAAGUGUAGAAGAGGUGAAGGCUUAUGAAUGACCAGGCCCUCAUAGAGAGUUCACGGAGGACAUUGUUAUAUUUUAAGGUUCGGCCAGCACAGAGACAGACCAUGGAGAAUAAAAGGGGAUAUGCGUAUUCAAAAAGGGGAAACGUGGCGUGUCUUGGGCAGUGUGAAGAACUGGAAGAGACAGAGACUUCUUUGAACGCAAAGUGCCAUUGUCUUGCCUGACCACUCAGUCAGUAUAUCCACACAAACGCACACACACACAUGCACACUCUGUAGGUGUGGAGAUGGGGGAGAGGUGCCGCUCUAUGCAAGUGAGACACAGAGCUUGCCAAUGGUGGUAAGGGUCGCCUGAGGACAUUGCGUCUCACCGCCAGUGCAGGAGGGGGAGGGCUUCGCUACAAGCCUGCUAAAUCUGCUUCAUUUCUGAGAGCUCUCGCGAAGGGAACAGUGCUGACGAGCUUCGCAACUAAAGAGGAUGGUGAUGAAUGUAAAAACACUAAAAUGUCCCUGCAAUUGAAGUUUGAUUCCCCCACCCCCAAUCCCCCCCCCCACCAGAUUCAUACCACUUCU
Molecule: messenger RNA, 2825 nt
Organism: Megalops cyprinoides (Indo-Pacific tarpon)
Lineage: Eukaryota; Metazoa; Chordata; Actinopteri; Elopiformes; Megalopidae
Gene: keap1b
Product: kelch-like ECH-associated protein 1b
Exons: 6
Coding region: 43-1830 (595 amino acids)
Molecular function (GO): protein binding
Source: RefSeq, a predicted model, not a curated record